AAACUAAGGAAUAAAUACACAAUAUUACCAUUUGCAUUCUAUUAGUGGGAGCUACCCUACAUAUAUCUCUUUCAAUUUCCUAAAUUUAACACUGUUUAAUUAAGUGCUGAUAUCAAGGUUCCGGCUUCAGCUGAUUUUUGGAAAAAUUGGAAAUUGCGCUGAACUUGAAAGGAUAUAAUAUACUAUCCGUUCCCAUUCAACACCUUCGCGAAUUUCGCAUAAAUUCACCACCCCCAACCACACACACACCAGAGACACAUUGACAAUGUCGGCGUCACGCGCCAACACGCCACCUUCCGAGUCGGACGAGGCGACGUCACACAGCCACAACAAUAGUGGUGAUACAAAUCACAACAAAAAUUCAAAAUUGAAAUCAACACAAAACAGCGACGGCAGCUGCAGCGCCGAUAAACUAAACUCACCGGACCAAGAUAUAUACAUAAAUCAAGCCGAUGGCUUGCCCAGCCAACAUCCCACAUUACCCGAUGGCGAAGUGGACAGUGACAGCGAAAAGGAGGCCGUCGAUCCGGAUUCCUUCGACGACUUGCCCACAUCCAUAAUUGUGACCAAUAUACACUCGGAGGUGUUUACCAAUCCGGAACUGAAACAACAAAUGGAGGAGCUCUUUCGCACCUUCUGCGAUUCGGCGACCUUCCAGUGGUUACGUAGCUUCCGACGUUUGCGCGUCAACUAUGACAAUGCCAUAGCAGCGGCCAAUGCACGCAUCAAAUUGCAUCAGUAUGAGUUUAAUAAGAAGACGACGAUAACUUGCUACUUCGCGCAGCCCGUAACGCCAGUCUCGAAUAAGAAUCUCCAACCACCAGCGCCGGUCAAGCAAUUCCUAAUCUCACCACCCGCUUCACCGCCAGCCGGUUGGGAGCCACGCGAAGAGAACGAGCCGCUGGUGAAUCAUGAUCUCCUAGCGGCCUUGGCCAGUCUAACGCCAGGCGAGUCGCAUGAGCUGCAUCCGCAGAGCGAAGAUCAGCCGGGCAUUAUUGUGCACACGGCCAUGUUGCCGGAGGGUGCGGUGAGCGGACCCACCAUAGCGGGCGGCGCAAAACCGGCCAUUGUGCAGACCAAAUGUCCGGAGCGUGCGUAAAGGGUUACGACGGCGAGUUCCUGCGUUGGAUGUGCUGCUGCCGUGCCGCUGUGCUGUGCGGACGCACGAAUUAGUUCUAAGUACAAAGGCGAGUGCUGAGCACUUGAUUGAAAGUGAAACGCAGUUAAAGCGUAACUAUUUAGUUAAAUGCAAAUACAACUUUAGUACAGCAAAAAACUAAAAA
This is a messenger RNA of Zeugodacus cucurbitae (melon fly), 1283 nucleotides long. RefSeq names its product protein sarah (gene sra). Gene Ontology annotation, biological process: calcium-mediated signaling. The coding region runs from base 266 to 1099 and encodes 277 amino acids. Gene Ontology annotation, cellular component: cytoplasm; nucleus. Gene Ontology annotation, molecular function: nucleic acid binding; calcium-dependent protein serine/threonine phosphatase regulator activity. The record is from RefSeq and is a predicted model, not a curated record. The transcript has 3 exons. Lineage: Eukaryota; Metazoa; Arthropoda; Insecta; Diptera; Tephritidae.